This is a messenger RNA of Cryptotermes secundus, 7828 nucleotides long. RefSeq lists its product as uncharacterized. Bases 20 to 1909 code for a protein of 629 amino acids. The record is from RefSeq and is a predicted model, not a curated record. Lineage: Eukaryota; Metazoa; Arthropoda; Insecta; Blattodea; Kalotermitidae. The transcript has 4 exons.
AUCAUUGUCUAAUAAACAAAUGCCAGAGGUUCAAAAUAAAAAAGAUAAUACCCGGGAGCUAAAGUAUUUUGACUCAGAAUUGAUUCCUACUGCUUUAAGCAGAGCCGACUCUGAUUUCCUGGCAUAUGUCAAGCAGCUUGUAGAGUGUGAUAACUUGUCAGAAAUUUCUACAUCGUCAGACUCUGGAUCAGAAAGAAGUGAUGUGGAUGAUAUCAUUCAUUUGCCCAGUUCUUAUUUAGAUGACAUAGUUGCUGCAGAACUUGGUGCCAAGAUAGUACGGACUGACAAGGGCACGGAGGUUAUUCUGGAUUUGCCAGAAGACAGAGAGCUGUCUAAAGAAGCUCUGCCUAGCCUGAACUCCACCAUACACGGGUCUCUUUGUAUUGCAAAUAAAAAUUCAACAGUACUUGAUCCUUUUUCAGUUGCUGCACCACCUGAAGGAGCUAUUGUCUUUAUUGACUCAUGUGAUGACACACUGAGGAACAGUGUGGAGGAAAGAACAGAUUUAAGAUCAAUGUCAGCACUUAGCAGUUCAUCAGACACAUCUGCUGAUGACAUGUUAGAUGACAGGAGGGUGAAGAGAGUUUUGGGACAAUGUUCGUCAUCAGUAGUAAGUACAGACUGUAAUAAGAGUACCUGUGAAAGAAUUGAAGUGUCUUCGAAUGGGUUGGGUACAGGAAAGACUCCAGAUUGUGGCUCAAAGCUGCAUAGGAAAAGAGUGUUUUCAAAGAAAAGAGUAAAGAAAGAGACUGCUUCUGUGUCUGAAAUGAAACCACCAGAAGUUACAGGAGAUAAGUGGGAUCUUCGAAGAGCCCGGAAACCGAACACACGUUAUUCAGACAAAAUGUUUGCCUCAUGCCUGGAGGAUGAGGAUCUUAGUCGUGAUGCCUUCUCAGAGGAACGAGACAACAUUAUUCUUGAUGAUGAAUUUCCAACAGAUGUCAUCAAUGAUGUUUCUAAGGGUGUUCCAGAUAGAGCAAACAGUGUGUCUCCCAUUUCUUUAGGAGGAAAUAAGAUUUGUUUUAGAAGAUUGAAAGUUCCUGCCACCAUAACUCAAGCAGAUGAUGGCAAUUCUGACAGGGAAAUUGUAACAGAACCCUUGACUGGAGAUGCAUAUUACAUCAUAAAAGACAACAACAAUAUUGAUAAGGGAAGCUCAGAGGAUGAGAGAGGUUGUGGAGAUGGUUCAAUGCUGAAUCAAGAUCUGAUUCUCCCCACAUUGAGAGACCUCAUGGUUGAGAGUGGAUUCAGGAGACAAGAUGAUAAGUCUGAUAUUUUGCCCUCUUCGGUGAAGGUAGGAAAUUCUGUAGGAGAUUCCUUGCUGGUGACAGGGAAUGAUGUUAGCACUAUUAGAUCUGCCCAUGAGGUUGGGAAGAGACCAGAGAGAAGGCGGCAGAAAUUAGGGAGGAGUCGACGUGUUGGCUUAGGAAGACCACCCCCCAGGAGAUCUUCAGGGCAAGUGUGUGGUGAUGAUGCUGGAAACAGGACACCACCACCUUCCAACGUGGCUGACUUUGUCAUGCCUUUAAGUCCUGAAAGUGAUGUUUCAGCUUCAUCAGGAGAAGCCAAGAAACCUAUGCUUCAUUCUAAAGUUGGUGAUAGUCACACAGAUCCAUCUCCUUCAAAUGCUGAUAAGAAGGAUGGGCAGAUGUCAAACAGCAGAAUUGGUGACACAGAAAUAAAGAGAAAUCUCAGGAGUGGUGGCAUUGGUACUCCUGGUGGUCGUGCUCAACGCUAUAGCAGUGAUGAUCUCUACAAACCUCGGCCACUCUUCAGCCAAUGCUCAAGACGUGUCCGAGGACAUGUGUCUUCUUCUCUCGGCCAAGAAGCUGUCGCAAACUGCACCGGUAAACGCCAUGGCUCAGAUGUCACUGAGACACUUGUGCCAUCAUCCAAGAGAAGAAGAUGAUUACAAGAUUUGGAGGUUCCAUAUUGCAGAACCCUUGUUUUACUGAUGUAGUCAUUAGUGCCCAUUCUCUGUCUUACAGAUAUGUAGAAAUAUAGUACGGAGUGGCUGUGCAUGCAGCUAAUAGAGCUGUGGGGGAGAGUUUGUACGUUCAUGAACUAUAUUCUGUAUUUUUAAAGUUUGCAUCCUGUUGCGUAUAUACAGUCAGCAUAUGCAAAUUCUACAAUCAGCGCAACAAUUUUUAUUAACAUUUAUAGCACUACAUGUUUUGACCCUUAACGGGCCAUCCUCAGGUGCUGCAAGUCUCACACUCAACCAAUGAACUGCAACGCUUACAUUCCCAUUUAUAUACAUAUGAUUCAUAAAAGGUUACUUUCUUUAUAUUUCCAUCAAUUAGACUAGACUAGACUAGACUAAACACCUCCCAACCCCCAUCCACAUUCCUGUUUAAUUCUUGUUUGAAUCAGUGUCUAGUCUAGUCUAGUCUAAUUGAUGAAUUGGAAUAUAUUGCAACAUAUUUGGAGUAGAUACUUCCAUGGUAAUGCAAUAACAGAGGGCUGUUGCAUAGGAAUUGCAGAAUCAACAAACGCGUUUCCCCAGAGAUGGAAGGUUCACUGCAUAGCAACAACCGCAGAUAUAUAAGGGGAUAAUGCAUUCGCCGUUGAAGUCAGUUGAAGUUUAGAAAUCGCUGGAGCAUUAGCAGUCAGUUUCCAGCCUUUGAAGAGAAGAGUUGGGUUUUAGUAGUCACCGAGCAGAUCAGCAGAUGCCUCACCGAGAGGAAUUGUGAUAGUGCUGGAGAAACAUCAAGAGGAUGUGAUAGGUGAUAAUAAUUGUGAUUGUGAGUGUGUUCAGUAAAUAUUCGCUAAAUCUGAGACACACGUGAAGUUAGAAAGUAACCUUUUAUGAACCACUUGUAUAUACAUGGGAACGUGAGCGUUGCAGUUCAGUGGUUGAGUGUGUGAUACUUGCAGCACCUGAGGAUGGCCCAUUAGGGUCGAAACAUGUAGUGGUAUAAAUGUUAAUAAAUAAUUGUUCAUUGACAGUAGAAUUUAUAUGUGUUGAUUAUAUUCUGUAUUAUUUUCAUAUCCACGUCACUCCAGUACUGUGCUCACUAUAGCUGUUGCAGGCUGGACUUUCAUUCUGUGUUCCCUUUACAUCGGGGGACACGUACUAGAGCAGUGGUUUCCGUAUCAGGGCAAGUUAACUGUACUUGCAUCUCUUUGUUGCUGCAUCAGCACUGCAUUGUGCAAAGGGAAAGGAAAGAGCAUUACUGGACCAUGAUGAAAGACUGUUAUAUAUAGUCAACAAAAUGUCUGUCUGUGUGGUUGUGGUUUUUAUAUUUAGUUGUUCCUAUGAUUUGAUACCCACGUGUAUUAAGUUAAUUUGCAGUUAAAGCCACUUACAUAACUGAUAAUUUGUUUCUGUGUUCCUGGAAGCUGCAUCUGGUUUUAAUGCUCUGGACAUUAUCCAUAAAAGUUUUAUAACAGAAAUGCAACAUGUUGGAAGCUGAAGUAAUUUGGGGGACAUAAUCUGUUGAAAAGUCUCACUCACUGCACUACUAAACAUGCAACAUUUCAGACACUUGUACUGCUUCCACCUGCAGAUGAAAGAGAGGGUGUAACCUGGUGUGUUUGUUGGAAGUAUCUAAUUUUGAUCACUGGUCUCCUAAAAAUGGACCCAUCAGAUUAUUCCCCUGCCUCUCCCCUCCCCCUUGCCUGAAGAUAGAAGGAAAACUGGUUUCUGAAAUACUGCAUUUUUUAUGUGGGAUUUGUUGUUCUCAUGACACUGCCCAUGAAAAUGUGUCAUACCAUGUGCUGUGUAGUAAAGCUAUCCCUGUAACAGGCCAUGGAGGCCCCUGUUCCCCUUCCCCUCCCACUGAUCUGAUUGACCACCCGAUUUGUAACCUGCCUGUAUAACCUAACUGCAUCCUCAACAGAGUCACUUCAACUCAGAAGAUGGAGGCAGUGCACUUCUGUGAAACACUGGUGUAAGAAGAGUAGAUGAUGUCUCAGUACAGAAGACCACAAUCACCACAGUAAGAAGUCUGCAGAAAAAUAAAAUAUAUCUGUAGGACUGGAAAUCUCUGCCAUAGGAAAAUGAACAUUGUGAGAUCUGCUUGAAAUGUGUUGUUUACUAAGUAUAGUGUUUUGGCUUUCAUCCAGCAUUAUUUCACAGUAGUAUGCCAGUGGUUUAAGUGAUAGAAUCUUUUGUCAUUAACUUGCAGUUCUGUAGUAUCAUAUUACUCCUUACUGGUAGGCUAAUGAAACUUUCCACAUCUUCUAGCAUUAUUUUAUAUGGGUCACUGAACAUGAAGGCUACAGUUUCUUAUUUUCACAAUCUUUCCUUUUUGGUGUCAAGUAGGGUACUGCCUGUCAGAGUGACAGUGCCACCGUGUAAGAUGUGAAGGCCCAACAAAAGCCCUGAAAGUAGUGGCUAACAAGAAUGAAAUUCAUCAAAUGAUAUCACAUCCUGUCAGGUGGUUUUAAAUACAUUUGAGAAUGACUCUGAGCAUGAGGUAUUCCAUUAUGUAUAUACAAAGCCUAAAUAGAAAUAGCUGGGAUUGUAUGUAUGAUGAAUGUAAAUAAUUAUUAAAGGAUUAUGAACCUCACUGAUUAAUCAUUGAAAUCCUACUUAAAAUGAAGCUGGCAUUUGGUUGUUACAGGGAUGUGUUUGUCUAGGAUUCACCAGACUUUUGGACAGUAAGUUGCUUACCAGCGGAUGUCAUAAUUAACAUUUUUGAUAAAUUCUUUCACUCCAUUAUUAUAUCUUAUUGCUAAUAAUGUGCACUAUUUAUAAAACAACUGUGAGAGUAUAGAGGGUUUUGACAAGUUAGUUAACAAUGCAGGAAAUCUGCAGGUUAUGGAAUGUUGAUUAGGUUCCUAAACUAGCAAACUGUAAUAUUUUUGACCUGUAAUUAAGUUAAAAUAAUAAUAGCAGUACAGUACAAGCUUGGUAAUCUGACAUAUAUGGGACCAAGGUACCGCCAGAUUACCGAAAAUGAUUACUUGGAAAAAGUGUAUUUAGCAUGUCCAACACCGUACUAUUUAGAAAAAUUAACAAGUUUUUCACCUUUAUCAAGUUUCAUAAUUGUAUCCACCUUAGUCAGUUUGUCACAACUGGACAUCUUCAGCACACAUUAAAUCCACUGCUGUAUGAAAAGUACUGUACAGGAAUGUAUAGUAUUGAACUGAAACACUGUGCACUAAUGAUGGUCUAAACAAAUCAGUCUGUCAAGCUCGACUGAACACAGGUCAGCCUCUGCUGCAUGUAGAAACCUAAACAAGGUCACAGACCCCUGUGUGGCACCUUAUGCUGGAUUACUGGACGUGUCGGACUAGUGCACAGCUGGAUUACUGAGAUUGUACUAUAGUGCUAUAAUGCCCGUAAUGAAACAGACUAAUUGAAAAUACUUCCAGCUGACUACUGACAUUGUCUUCCAUAUUGGAAGAAGUCUUUCAUGAGAGAGGGAUUUAACCCUUUUCUGUGAUGCAGAUAUACUUUUUGACAAUUUACAUAGGUUAGGCUUGGUUAGGUUAUGUUAGAUUACAGAUAUACAUCGUGACAACUUAUUCAAAAUUAUGGGCCUAAGAGAAAUCUAUUAAUUGAGUUAAUAUUAACAGAAACUUGUUAUAGUAGUUCAUAUGGCCCUUUAUAGUUUGAACGUUUUGCACAUACAAUGUAUUUUUCUCACAGUAAGUAUUGAUUAUUUCCCAAAACAUGAUUAACAAGUUUGUCUGUAAUGGAGACAGUGAGUUUCCUGUGAGGUACAACAUAUAUUUUUAAAUAUAAUGCAGGAUGAACUUGUCUUCAAAGGCAUAAUCAGAAGUGGCAGGACACUUAUGGGAAGUUCUGUGGUUUGUGUGUACAGAUGUUGUUGAGACUUUUGUAACUCAAAAACUUCCUAUAGUAUCAUCAGUUAUCUUGAAAACAUUUUGUCAUUCAUUGUAAUACUGCAGAUAUUCAUGUUGAUGUAGAUAUCAUCAUCAUCACCACCACUCUUCACAUGGGGGGGGAGGCUUGCAUUUUUGCUGUUAUGGUGCAGUUGAAAUAAUAUGCAAAGGUAUUGAGUUUCCCAUUGCAGGUGUAUGAUGAUGCAGUUGGCAUGUUGUGAUUUUAGAAGAAAUUUCAGAUAAACUGAAAGACAAAUUGAUAUCCUGCACUUCAGGUACUAGGUAAUGUAAUUUAAUUGUUCAGAGCUACAAAUGAAAACUUCAGUUAAGAUCAGCUGAAAUUUAUUGGUUUAUUUAAUUACAUAUCUUUUUUAAAUGUUGCAUUAUGAACUCAUAUGUUUGAAAUGUGAAAAUAAACUGGCUGUAAAUAUUUAUAGAAUCAUGAUACUGAAUCUCUAGACCUCAUUCAUUGGUAUUCUGAAUAGAACAUUUCAGAAAUUAACCAUUUCCAUUGUCGGGCGAAAAGAAUGGAACUAGAUCUUGUUCUGAAACAUUCUGUUUGGAAUACUAAGACAGUGAACAAUGUCUAGAAACUCAGUAAACCUAAUUGUAAUAUACCAUCAUUAUAACUUUUAGAAUUAAUAUAAUCAGCAUUAAAACUGGUUGGUAGAGAAAAAAACAGAAUUAUCAGGAAUAACAUCCUCUUUUAGUGAAGAGAGAGAUCACUGGUAAACAGAACCUGUGCAUAUACUAAUGCAACUUUGGAGAAACAGCUGUGAAAAGUUGAUUACCAAUAUUUCAACAUUACUUCUGCCAUAAACUGUAAUUAUUCAGUUACUUUUUAUCAAAGUAUGAAACAUAACCAGAUGGGAAUAAAUUGUAUAAUCAUUCAAUAAAAUUUCUUGUUGUGGUAAACAAAAAUAACUAGGAAAACAAACAAGUGAGAAAAGUGUAGAUAAUAUACUGAUGUGGACCUACUUGCAGUUUUAAAUUAAAUUUUUCAUAUAAUCACCUUUUUGGGGUCAGUAACAUAUUUGUGUCUGUUCCAAAGACUACAGGAUUACCAACCACUGUUGUACAGAAGUGGAAAAUAACAGCUGAUUAUUUAGCACACAGACAUACAGAAAUCUGCAUUGUUUAUAUCAAGGUGUUAGUACAGUGGUGCAGUGCUUAUUGUAGUGUGAUAAGAGAUUACAUGUAAGCCAAAGAUUUCUUGCAGCUUCAGCCAUAAUUGCAAAUUUUAAAAAUAAUUAAAUAUGUAAGAAUUGUAUCUAAGUUAUUUUCUUUGCCAUUUUUAGUCUUGAAACGUUUAGCAAUGUUUUAUGUAUUGGAGGAAAUGAAACCAGGACAUAGAUGUGCAUAAUUAACACAUUUACUGCUUACAUAUUCACAUGGCUUAUUUUUCUAUCCCAUGUAACAGUUUUUGACCACUGAAUGCUUAAGACAGUUACUGCCAUGCUGUGUGAAAUUUUACCAGCUGGACUAACCAGUUCCAAUGAAAACAGUUUGAAACAGAAAUAGAAGUGAAGUGGAAAACAGUCUAGAGUCACUAUAUGUUUCAUUUCCUUUGUGCUUCAGCAAGCCACACUUGAAGAGUUUCUCUGUAUCUGAGUCACAUCUAUAGAAGAAAAUAUCAGUUACAUAUACAGUGGUAACAGCCUGUCAUUUGACAGGAUCAGCACUGGCACACAGUAACUUACAAUUCUUUGCAAUGAAUGUGUUAAAUGUAAUUGCUAAAAUUUAAGAAACUCCAUGUACAAAUAUGCAUUUGUAAGUAGCUUGUUUUGUCUGUCGCUCCAACAAAUAUUGUAAAUAGUGAUGCAGUGUCCAUGGACAGACUGAGACACCUUGUCAUAGUAUUGAUAUAGAGUGAUCAGAAGGUGUACAAACCCUUCUUCAAGGCUUUGUAAAUAGAUACAUAGAGAUCAUGUUGUAACAUUUUUUAAUCUGUUCGUAUUGUUUUUAUAACUUAUAAUCUCUUUAAAUGUAAGUUUGCUUUAAAUAUGUCAGUAAAUCUGAAGAACUUAGAAAA